Macrobrachium nipponense is the source of this 1131-nucleotide messenger RNA. RefSeq names its product histidine-rich glycoprotein-like. NCBI's taxonomy places the organism in Eukaryota, Metazoa, Arthropoda, Malacostraca, Decapoda, Palaemonidae. Bases 1 to 1131 code for a protein of 376 amino acids. The transcript is spliced from 3 exons. The record is from RefSeq and is a predicted model, not a curated record.
AUGGGAGAAAGAGAAUAUGAAAGGAGGUACAGUAAAGGGAAUGAAAGGAGGUUGCAGCAGUUGGGGGCCGAAGAGACGACUUUACAAAGGACCUUGAAUAAUGGCUACAGUAUUGACGGCACUAUCCACCCCCACCCUACGGGGACCCUGAUCCGUAUAACGUCCGUAACAGUCCCCUGGGUCAAAUAUCCUAGAUCACCGGACUUCGAAUCCGUACGGAACCGUCGCAAAGUGCAAAGGAAAUGGAGCAAACCACAAGAUGUCGUCAGCUCCCACAACAGAUCGACCUUCCACCGCUUGACGGAAUUAAAGAAAAGAACCCCGACGCUGCAAAAGCAAUAUCGUGUCCCUGAUAAUGAGAAGAAUCUCUCCCAGAAAGUUACCCACUCAUUGCAAAAUCAUGAAGAGCUCCCAGAAAGUACUCACCCAUUGCGAAAUCACGAACAGCUCCCAGAAAGUACUCACCCAAUGCGAAAUCACGAACAGCUCCCAGAAAGUACCCACCCACUGCGAAAUCACGAGGAGCUCCCAGAAAGUACCCACCUAUUGCAAAAUCACGAGGAGCUCCCAGAAAGUACCCACCUAUUGCAAAAUCACGAGGAGCUCCCAGAAAGUACCCACCCACUGCGAAAUCAUGAAGAGCUCCCAGAGAGUACCCACCCAUUGCGAAAUCACGAAGAGCUCCCAGAAAGUACCCACCCAUUGCGAAAUCAUGAAGAGCUCCCAGAAAGUACUCACCCAUUGCGAAAUCACGAACAGCUCCCAGAAAGUACUCACCCAAUGCGAAAUCACGAACAGCUCCCAGAAAGUACCCACCCACUGCGAAAUCACGAGGAGCUCCCAGAAAGUACCCACCUAUUGCAAAAUCACGAGGAGCUCCCAGAAAGUACCCACCCACUGCGAAAUCACGAAGAGCUCCCAGAGAGUACCCACCCAUUGCGAAAUCACGAAGAGCUCCCAGAAAGUACCCACCCAUUGCGAAAUCAUGAAGAGCUCCCAGAAAGUACCCACCCAUUGCGAAAUCAUGAAGAGCUCCCAGAAAGUACCCACCCAUUGCGAAAUCACAAAAACGGUGACAAAUGGGACAGAAAUAUCAGUCCAAAUGUGACAGAAAUACCAGUCCCCAAAUAG